Messenger RNA from Etheostoma cragini (Arkansas darter), 2196 nucleotides. Its product is annotated as testis-expressed protein 26-like. Bases 309 to 1196 code for a protein of 295 amino acids. Gene Ontology annotation, cellular component: cytoplasm. Lineage: Eukaryota; Metazoa; Chordata; Actinopteri; Perciformes; Percidae. The record is from RefSeq and is a predicted model, not a curated record. The transcript has 7 exons.
AUUUUUAAUGCAACAUCUCCCCCACUGAGCAGCUCACAGUGGCCAUUCAAAUGUUGUAGGUCUCCAUAACCACAGCACCUAGAAACACUCUGCAUCAGUGAAACGCUCUGCCUCUGCACAUAAGAACAAUACCUGAAAGCCAAACGUUCUAAUUGUUAUACACACACACAGGCUUGAAUUUAUCCACAGUUGUAAAUUACGUUUUUUUGGAUGCCAUCAAUGAAGUGAACUGUCACCUGGAAAUGGGAAGGUUUUCAUUACAGUGGAAACAACUUCUGUAGCACAAGGUGUCAGAACAGUGGUCACCAAUGGCAACCAAAGAGGGAAAACAGUGGUGGGAUCCAUAUGAAACAUCUCAUAGAAGACAAUUUGUCUACCGUCCAAACUCAGCUAAAGAGAUUCUGCUGUGCCCAACGUCGACUUCAUUUGUAGACUCCAGUUCACAGUCUAGACCUUUUGGUUCAACUGUGUACAACAAGGAUUUUUGCUGGAAGCCAGCCUGCAAACCUGAAUGCAUUCGCACAGGAACCGCCUCAGGGCAGAGGAGAAACAACCCACAUCCCAGUCAGUCUUUCAUCAUGUGGAGGCUGCCUAGGGACGCCACACAAAGCUCUGAGUAUGUCAGCUUUCCUUGGAAAUGUCCCCCAUCUGAGGAGGAGAUCCGUAAGGCCUGGACAGCACAGUACAGCUCCAUCUACAGAUGUGACUACAUGGGUAUGCCCCAAGGACAUGGGCAUAUUAAACAAGCAGAAAGAAGACUUACACCUCUGCACAGCAUGCUUGAAAUGCCACUUUCUACUGAUACAGAGAUGAGGGACAAUUACCGCCAGCCUAAGCUAAAUCCUGAACUGCUGGGCAACUACUCUCUCUACAGCUGCAGCCCACAUCCUAACAACGCCUGUCGUGGUAUAGUUCCAACUGUUGUGCAAAGGCACACUCAGCAAAAAAGAUCAGACUUGACCAACUACGACUGUGGAGAGAGAGUCACUGAUGUCACAUGUGAGAGAAAGUCUCGGCUGCCCCAGGAGCUGCAGCAAUUACACAGAAUUUUACCAGAAGAGGAAAAGGAGGCUGUAAGAACAGUUUUACCUAAAGAUGUGUACCCACACAACAGUGAGAAAGUGGAUAAACUCCCAGCGGUUGUGUCUAAGUCCUGCUCCCCAGAGAGAAUAUCAAGCUGGCCAGGACCUCUCUGAACCUCACGGCUUAUAUUAGUUGUUUCUUUAUCUGUCUUUGUAUUCUGUGUAUUUUUAUGUAAUUCAUUUUCAUGGUAGGGGUAAAACUGCAAUAAUAUAACCAAUGUACUGUAAAUUAACCGUGUCUUGCAGAAUUAGAUUGCUGUCAUUUUUGCGUGGAACUUGAGUGUUGUGAUAAUUAAACAUCUCUGUAACAUGCAUCAAAAUCAAUGAGAUCAAUAAACGAUGAUUACCUGAAGAUUGCUACAUGUAGGGUAACAUUCUGUCAGGUAGGCAAUAUCUAUCAGAAUGCCUUACUUAAUAAAUGUGGCUAAAAAUAGGGUAGCUCAAAAUGACAAUGUAGGAAAUAUCGAUCAGAAUGGACUACGUCAUCUAUAAAUGUACUUAAUUUAUUAAAGCAUAAUAUAAACUGUGCAUUUCAUUGUUUCUUUUUAAACGAUUGAAUAUGGCUUUAACAUAGAUAUUUCUCGCUUUGUAAGUGCAGCCUUCUGUCUUUGGUGUAGUCACAGUUGUCACUUUUGGUAUCUUAGUAACCAUGGGGCCACCUGCUCUUCUCAGGUGUAAUGUUAGCGCUAGUGUCAGGUAGACUAAUGUGAGAUCUGUCUUGUUAACAUCUGUUUGGAUGUCUGAGGAAAUGUGCUGCGCUAAAGUCUGCUUUUUACAUCACAUCACUCUUUAAUUUACAGCCUCUAAAAAGGAUGCCAUUUGGCAAAAAGACCCGAUCUUCUUCAGUUUCAGGAAGAUUAGAAACCCAACAUGCGACCAGGUAAUCUGCUGCUUUGUUUCUCUCCUUAUUACCAGUACAAAAUCACAUGCUUUGUUGAGUUUUGGUAUUACCAGUUUUCUCUUAGAGUUUUAAUGUCUGGAUUAGGGAUAAUGGGACCAUAGAUUGAGGCCUUGCCUUGUCAUAUUCAGAUAAUGUUUACUGUUGUCAUGAUGCUUGAGUUCCAUCUGUGGCAACACGGAACAGUUACCAUGUAGUAUAGGAAGUCUGGUCACC